AUGAAAUUCACGUGGGCGACAACGCUCUUAUUACUCUCUACCAGAGUCACUGCCUUGACGAUUCCCCAGUAUGAGCUCGCCGAAAACACAGACAUCACGGAACGAGAUGUCGUGUUCCCAGAGUCCACAGAUACCUCUGGCUACUGGGAAUUUGUGAAGAAACUCGGAAAACGCCGAGGGGGCGGCGGCGGCGGCCGUGGUGGCAGCUCUGGUGGUAGCUCUGGUGGUAGCUCUGGAAGUAGCUCUGGAAGUAGCUCUGGAAGUAGCUCUGGUGGUAGCUCUGGUGGCAGCUCUGGAGGCCGCAGCGGAUCUAGCAGCUCCAGCGGCUCCAGCGGUUCCAGCAGCUCCUCCAGUUCCGGCAGUAAUAGAGGCGGCACUACCAGCUCCGGCUCCGGCACACGCGCCAGCUACGGCGGAGGCAGGUAUUAUGCCGGCGGUGCAACAGUCCCCUAUUCAGCUGGCUCCAAGUCUAAAACCGGCAUCGCUCCCUACGUGAUAGGAGGUGCUGCCCUGGCCUUUUUCCCUGGGAUCUGGUUGUACAGCGUCUAUGCUUACCCCUACGCCCACAACUACUACUACUACAACCAAAACGCCCAUAAGAAUGAGUCCUACCCGGUCGUGUGUGUCUGUCAGGAACACUCGGAGUGUGGAUGCGACGAUAACAACAAUAGCACCUACUACGAGUCUCUGUUCAAUGGCACUGAGCCUAAGAACUCGAGUGUGGUGCGUGUGGUGAAGGAGAAUGGCACCGAGACCAUUUACAUCAACGGUACCCUGCCUAAUGGCACCACUGCUGCAGGUGGCUCAACCUCUGCCGCACCUGGCUCCUUUGUCACAACGCUGCAGCAUGCGACUGGGUUCUGGGUGCCUGUUGCUCUAAUGGUGACCGCCGUUUGGGGGGUUGGAUUCUAA
Molecule: messenger RNA, 912 nt
Organism: Penicillium soppii
Lineage: Eukaryota; Fungi; Ascomycota; Eurotiomycetes; Eurotiales; Aspergillaceae
Exons: 1
Coding region: 1-912 (303 amino acids)
Source: RefSeq, a predicted model, not a curated record